AUGGAAAAAGCUGCAAAAAUGUCAAGCAUACCGGAAGUGAUCCACCAUGAAAUCCUAUUAAGGUCACCGGUGAAAUUGCUCCUUGUAUGCAAGUCCGUCUGCAAGAAUUGGUAUGCCCUAAUCUCUACCUCUGAUUUUGUUAAAACCCAUAUUACUAUCCAGGAAAAGAAACCCAAUCUCAUGCUAGAAGGUAUUGUCAGGAGAAGCGCAAAUAGAAUGCCUUACUCCAUAGCUUAUGAUUCAUUAGUAUCAUCUUCGAUUGUUGUUGAAGAUUAUCAAAUUGAUGCGAUUGAAAUGUGUUACCCAUUCAAAUCUUUAGGUUAUAAAACUGUUCAAUUGUUGGGUUCAUCUAAUGGUCUAAUUUGCAUGACGUUAGUUGAUUUUGAUCAUUUUAAGAAUUUAUUCUGUCUUUGGAACCCAGCCACAAGAGAAUAUAAAAAAAUACCUGAAUUGACAAUUGAAUUCAAGGAUUGCGAUUUUCAAUUCCAUUCUUUUGGUUAUGAUCGCAAGACUGAUGAUUAUAAGUUGGCAAUUGGUUUACAAGCUCUUGGAAGCAAUGUUUAUACUCAGGUCCAACUCUAUACGUUAUCAUCAGAUUCAUGGAAAACAGGGAAAACCAUACCUUACCGGUUUCCUUACUGUCAAAGUUCUGGAGUGAUUUUUAAUGGAGACCUUCACUGGUUACCACUAGGUCAAGACAACUAUGUAUUGCUCUCUUUGGAUAUCAGCGACGAGACUUUUAAGGAAAUGCAACUACCAAUAGAAGUUUUGAAGGAGAAUAUGAACCGAUAUAUGUUUCUGGGGGUGUUGGAAGGGUGCCUUUGCGUAAUUGUCAGCUCAGUUGUUAAUGAUCGGUUUGAAGUAUGGGAGAUGCUGGAUUAUGGUGUUCGAUAA
Molecule: messenger RNA, 894 nt
Organism: Papaver somniferum (opium poppy)
Lineage: Eukaryota; Viridiplantae; Streptophyta; Magnoliopsida; Ranunculales; Papaveraceae
Product: F-box protein CPR1-like
Exons: 1
Coding region: 1-894 (297 amino acids)
Molecular function (GO): protein binding
Source: RefSeq, a predicted model, not a curated record